Messenger RNA from Xenia sp. Carnegie-2017, 5349 nucleotides. RefSeq names its product 85/88 kDa calcium-independent phospholipase A2-like. The transcript has 15 exons. Gene Ontology annotation, molecular function: protein binding. Gene Ontology annotation, cellular component: mitochondrion. The record is from RefSeq and is a predicted model, not a curated record. NCBI's taxonomy places the organism in Eukaryota, Metazoa, Cnidaria, Anthozoa, Malacalcyonacea, Xeniidae. Bases 131 to 2569 code for a protein of 812 amino acids. Gene Ontology annotation, biological process: positive regulation of ceramide biosynthetic process; lipid metabolic process.
GCAGGUUUCAAAGAUGGCGGCCAAGUUAGCCUUCCAGUUGUUAUAGAGUUCACUGGAGUGAAUAUUUUCUGUGCAAACUCAAUAUAGGCAGCUUCAAAAGUCAGAAAGAAACUAUUUAGUGAGAUUUAUCAUGGGGAACAUUGUUUCCCAAGACCGGAACAACUCGUCUUUUUUAAAGGUUGAGGAGAAGUUGCCGGUCUUUUAUCAGGAUUCAAAAAUUAUAACCCGGAACGACAAUGGACAGGAAACAUUUAGACUUUAUUACGUUUCAUUAAACCAUUACGAAGCAGUGCUGUACCAUGCAGAGGAAAGAGCGGAUUGUCUAAGUUUAUUCAGGAUUGAAGAUGAGGAAAAAGCAAGAGAAAUGUUUGGGAAGCUAUGUGAGCAACUCACACCUUUCUAUCAAUCAUCAUCAAGGUGUUACGACACUCAGACAUUGCAAUCCUUGCUCAACUGCCUUGAGGAAAAUCCUGGUAUGAAUCUUUCAGUUGUUGCAAGGAAAACUGGUCUCACAGAAUGUCUAAAGCAUGAGAAAAUUAGAGCAAGUAUGGAGAUUGUUGAUGCCACAGAUUCAGGUGAUAAUGGUGAUAAGACUCUCUUGCAAUGGGCUAAGUUUGGUUUCAAGGGACAGAUUGACAACGUUGUGGAAGGAGUAGGCAUAAGCUCACUUACUCAAGAAGAUGAUAAAGGCAACACAGUUAUGCAUUAUGCUGUAAGCCAACCAGAAUUACUUGAUAAAUUAUUGCUUCGAGCAACUGAGCUUGGUGCUCAGGUAGUGAACAGUGUAAACAGUUCAGAAGAGACACCACUACAUUUUGCAUGUGUGAUUAAUAAUGCAAAAGGUCUACAGUUGCUACUUGAACAUGGUGCUGAUCUGAAAGUUAAGAGUAAACACAUGUUUCCUGUUCAUGCUGCAGUGAAGUUCAAUAGUGAUGAGUGCAUUAAGACGAUACUCAAGUUUGAUAAAGAUUGCACAACUUUUAAAGAUUCUAAAUAUGGAGGAACACCCUUACAUUGGGUUAAAACUAGAAAGAUUGCAGAAUUAUUAAUUAUGAGUGAAGCAGAUAUUGAAGCCGGUAACAACGAAGGUGAGACUCCUCUCCACAUCAUGGUGAAAAGAAAAAGACAAUCUUCAGUUGUAUGUUUGUUGUCACAUGGAGCAGAUGUGAAUGCUCUAGGAAUGAGCAAUGAAACGCCAUUGCAUAUCGCCGUAAAGGUUGGAGAUGUACAUAUUGUAAAAACAUUGAUAGUAUUCGGUGCUGACAUAAAUGCCGUGAACAGCAAGGGUGAAACACCACUUCAUAUAGCGACAGCAUCAAAAAGUCUUUUUAGAAAUGCUAUUAUACAUUCUCUAUGUCUCGUAGGAGCUGCUCCUUGCGAUGCUCCUUUCAUACCUUCAAAAUAUCCAGUCGGUAAAAAGCCUGGGAACGAACUGUCUCAGGCUCGUGAUGACACCCCCAUUAUACUGGACGACAUCGCGAAAAUUAUGGCAUCUGGUGCCCAGGCCAACGUGAAAUACAAACGGUCUGGAUCAGGCAAGAAUGAAAACGAUGGAGAAUCGAUGAUGAAGAAGAAAAGGAAAAGUGAUAGUGCAUUGUGCUUAGAUGGUGGCGGUAUUCGCGGCCUCAUUCUCAUUCAAGUCUUGUUGAAUCUUGAACGUGUUGCUAUGCAACCGAUUGUUAAGCUGUUCGAUUGGAUAGCGGGUACAAGUACCGGUGGUAUACUUGCAUUGGGGUUGUUAAAUGGUAGUUCGAUGGCAUAUCUACAGCAACUUUACUUUCGUUUCAAAGACGAAGUGUUCGUCGGCUCUCGUCCUUAUCCUUCGGAGCCGCUCGAGAAAUUCCUUCGGCAGGAAUUUGGCGUCGAUACUAAAAUGACAAGCGUCAACUACCCAAGAGUCCUUGCAACUGCUGCUGUUUCUGACAGAAUACCACCAGCUCUUCAUCUGUUUCGUAAUUUUUCCAUUCCCGAAGACGACGAAGAAGAACAAAAACCAAACUCUCCGUUUCCCCCUGUAUCAAAACCUGCAGAUCAACUGAUGUGGCGUGCGGCGCGUGGGACUGGUGCUGCUCCGACUUACUUUCGGGCCAUGGGACGCAUGCUUGAUGGAGGCUUAAUCGCCAACAAUCCGACACUUGAUCUAAUAUCAUUCGUGCAUUCUUUCUAUAAGAGAGCGGAACCACAGAAACCAAAUCACGAAACUUGUCACAAAAUCGGUCUCGUGUUCUCGGUGGGAACCGGUAAGCCACCGGAUGUGCCCGUCAAAAACAUCGACGUGCUUCGGCCGACGUCUAUGAGUGACUUGGCGAAAGUUGCCUUCGGAGCUCAAGCUUUGGCUGAAAUUCUUGUUGAACAAGCAACCUCAUGCGUUGGUGCUGUAGUUGACCGCGCAGCGGCAUGGUGCGAGAUGAUAAAUGUGCUCUACCAUCGCAUAAAUCCAAGGAUAUUCUCAGAUGUUCCCCUGGAUACGAAAGACGAUCAACUACUGGUUAACAUGUUGUGGGAAUGUCAAGUUUACAUAUUCGAACACAGACAUAUCAUCAAAGAACUUGCAGAUCACCUGACGUGAUGUUUAGACGGAAUAUAUUUAGAGUUUUUAUUACUACAGAAUAAUUAUAGAUAUAGUUGCCAAAUUUUAUAACAGGGGGGCUGUCUGAUUUAAAUUACCACUGCUGCUGGUUCUCAAAUAUAUAUUUUUUCUACUAACGCAGGACAUAAAAUUGUAACAAAGGAGGCUGACCCACCCCUCCCCCUCUACAAUGAACUCCUGAAAAACCUAUAAUUCCUUACUUGUCAAAUAUGCUCAUAGCCAUUAUUUUUUCAGUUGUGAGUGCAACAAAAGGCUGAUUGACACAGGUUUUCGCGCGGAAUGACUGAUAACCCGCUUGAUUGGUAGGUGAUGUCGUCAUUUAACGACAACCGAUCACAUUGCAAAUUUAAUGUAGCCAAUAAAAAAUGAAUCGAACAUAGGCUUAUUACUAAUCAAUAUCUUAUUGUAUUAGAUGUACCAAAAAGAUUUUUAGCCAGUGUUCAAAAUACUAAAAAAUAUGAAAAACACCUUAUAUAUCGUAACAAGUUUCCAAAAUGAAUCAGUAGUUGUUUAUCGUAAAGGAGAUACUUCAUGUAUUACACUAGUGUGAGGAAGUAUACAAGUGUGACUACUUCCUUGAGGUAAGACACGGACCACGAAAAGAAACAUGUUACUGCAACCAAAAUGUAAUGUGGUGGCAAAAUGCUUCAUUUAAAGCUACUAAGAUACGUUUCUGACGGCCCACACCCGAGAUGUGUUGUCAGACGAGUAAACUUUCGACAAGUUAAAUCGUCAACUUCAAUGUGCUUAAAAUGGUUGCAGAAUGUAAAUGAUGCUUCUAAGGCAUGGUCUCAUCCCAAAAUCUCUAGUUUGUACGAAAAGACUCGUCCAGAUUACAAUCUGGAUUCGGUGAAAUAUCUUUUGGAAAAAGUAGGCGCUUUAAAGAAACAUUCUGAUCUUGAACCUUUCACCAUUGUUGAACUUGGUGCAGGUACUGGCAAAUUUACAAGAGCCGUUCUCAAAGUUUUAAAACAACAUAAUGUGGAAAAUUUCAAAAUCAUCUCGACGGAACCACUAAAAUCAAUGUGUGAUAAAUUCAAAGAAAUGGUACCUGAAGUUGAAAUAAUACAAUGCUCUGCAAGUGAUUUAUCAGAUUUUCCUGAUCACAUGAUAGAUACAGUAUUAGCAGCUCAAUGCUUCCAUUGGCUUUACUCUGAAGAAAAAGCAAUCAAGGAAAUCCACCGAAUUUUGAAGCCACUCGGAACUUUGGGUCUCAUAUUUUAUUAUCCUGAUCGAUCUGUUCCAUGGAUCAGAAGUAUUGAAGAAAUGCUCGAUCCCAAAUAUACGGCGGUCGGACAAAUUAAUACUUACGAUGAAAAAAUCCUUACUCCUUUGCUCAAUGUUGGGUUUUGUGAGGUAGCAUCUGAUGUUUCUGCAUUUAUGUGUUGUCAAGAGCUCGACAGAAAAGACCUUAUGGAGAGAUACAAAACAAAGAGUGUUGUUUCUGCUUCAAAUCAAGAUGAAAAAAUGAGAAUACUGGAAGCCAUCGAAGAAAUAUUGACAACAAAUGCGAACACGAAGUAUGAUGGGAAAUAUUUUUUUGAUUAUGUGAUGAAAAUUCACUGCUUUCAAAAGUUUUGAAAAAAAGUGAAUUGCUCUUUAAUACCAUUGGAUUAAAGUGACACGAGGGUCCAUUUAUUAGAAAACUCCUUACAUUUCCAUUUUAUCCCUAGUAAUGGAAAUGACGUCUUGAAAUCAUUUUAUAAAGCAAUCAUUUUGUGGUUUUGAUGACAUGAUGCACACACGUGGUAUUGUUGAUCGAGGUCAAGCAUGUCCAGGAAAGUUCGUCUUUGGCUCAUGUUUCGCUGGCUUUUGAGCAUGGUUUUCAUUUUUUUUUCAGAAAUGUGCAGUUAAAAUGACACUUUUUCUCGCUUGUUAGAAAAAAAAGUGCCGCAGACUCAGAAAAUGUAAAAAGUUAAUUAUAUGCGAUCAAACUUAAAAAGCCUAACCCUGACCCUAACCCGAGUCUUUGGAAACAACAAACAUUUUUAAGUGUUUGCCAGAAAUAUACUGAAGUGAAGUUCCGACGUAAGAAAUGAUGUCAUGUCAUUUGGUAGUUGGAGAAGAGUAACGACCGUCGAAAUUCGUCGAAGCUUUGAACCAUUUCUAACAGUAAUGAUGAAAAGUCCUACAAGGCUACAGAGGCUACGACUCAGCAGUGGCAGAUUACUCAGUACGCUAAGUAUAGACUGAAUCCUACAGGCCCGCCUUUUCCAUAGGCCCGUUGUAUUUAGACAUAGCUUUUACUUUUGCCAUUCCGCACUUGCUAAAUGUUCGACAAUGUUAACUGUACGAUCUUCUGUUUUAAUGCACGAUGCACUGAACUCGUGAAGUAGUGAGUAUCCCAUUCGAACUUUAAAUUUAUUUUUUAUUGUUUACACUACAUGAAUUACAAACAAAAACAGGGAAAGGCAAAAGCAAAGGAGCAUGAGAAAUGCAAACGUCAUCAAGAGAAUGAACUUAUUUGGAGGAAUAAUUAUCACUUAAAGGUCAGCAACUUUGUCUUAACCUACAGGCCCUGUAAUUAGUAAUCCGCCACUGAGGCUCAGCCAGUGUGGUUUCAACUUCAACCAGUCGUUACCAGACCGUUUUUUAGAGCACUUAAGAUUUAUUUAAUUAGUUUAAAAAAGUACGUAAAAGUGUUACUUUGAAAAUUGACACUUAAAAAACCAUGUUUUAUUUUCUUUUUUAAAACAUUUUGUUAUGUAAUAAUAUCAGUUAUCAACAUAAAAUAAAGCAAACCUGUUUGUUUUCGACAA